Molecule: messenger RNA, 2173 nt
Organism: Chrysemys picta bellii (western painted turtle)
Lineage: Eukaryota; Metazoa; Chordata; Testudines; Emydidae
Source: RefSeq, a predicted model, not a curated record
AUGUCUUCAAGCAGCAAUAUUCCUCUGAUUAUAAACCCGUUUAUAAAGGUUUUACAGUCCUGGCUCAACAUUGCCAUCGGCAAACAUUUGUCCUCUGAACAGCUGGAAGGUUUUACCCCGGCUCUUGACCAGGGCAUCGGUGGGGCUAUCAUCAACUCUCCUGCUGAGCAUAUUAAAAGCUUCAUUAGUGAGAUUUUGAAGAGAUAUGGCUCCUCCCUCAAUUAGGAGGCCAUCGCAUUGCUGUGGUCCUUCAUCAUGUCCAUUUACAGCAUGGGUGGGGGGGCUGCUUAUUUAGAUCUGUUUGCUAUGCAUUUCAGGAAGAAAGUUAUGCUAUUUAACAAUAUCCCUGCUCUCAGUGGUGCACCUCUGAUGGGAUUCAGCAAGAUGUUUGGAUCACGUGAGAUGAUCCUUCUUGGAAGAUUCUUCUAUGGAGUCAGUGCAGGAUCACUGUAUGCUGGAGAAUGUGCUCCCCAGAAGCUGCCUGGGGUGAUUGCCAUAACAGCAUCCACUGCCACAGCUAUCGGAAAGUUUUGGUGGAGGUGGGAUUUGCCUUCAGUUUUAUGCAAGUUUCUUUUGCACUGUUACAGAAAGAAAUGUCUAGUGUGCAACAAUCUGCUCAUGCUAGCAGGUGCAUUUGUCAUGGGCUUCAGUAAGACAGCCAAGUCCUUUGAAAUGAUUCUGAUUGGACGCUUACUAUGCGGCAUCAGUGCAGGUUUAUGUAUUUCUCUACAUCCUCAAUAUGCUGGAGAGGUUUCCCCCAAGAAGCUGCGUGGAUUUGCAAAUUCUACUAUCCCUCUUUUUGGGGCACUGGGAAAAACCCUUGGGCAAAUUAUGGGACAAAGGGAGUAUUUAGGAACUGAGUCAUUGUGGCCGUUACUGAUGGCCUCCUGUGGAAUUGCAGCAUUGGUCCAGCUGGUCACUCUGCCAUUCUUUCCUGAGUCUCCGCCCUACCUCCUGAUGCAUAAAGGAGAUAAGGAAGGUUGCCUGAAAGCCAUGAAGCAGUUCUGGGGUGAAGGGACUCAUCGAGCAGAGAUUGAUGACAUGAUGAAGGAAAAGGCUACAAUGAAAAGCACCAAGAUUCUCAGUGUCUUGGAGCUAAUGAAAGAAGCAUCCUUGCGUUGGCAGUUGUAUACCAUAAUUAUUAUUAUAGGUACCCUGCAGAUUUGUGGCAUCAAUACAAUCUAUGUUUAUGCUUUUGAAGUGCUCCAUGUGGCUGGGUUUGAUGAAGACAUCAUCCGCUACAUGUCACUGAGUGUUAGUCUAUGUGAACUCCUCUCUUCUAUACUCUGCAGCAUCAUCAUUGAGCACUUUGGCAGAAAGAGGCUGCUUUGCGGGGGCUAUGGGAUAAUGGCUUUAAUACUGGCUGGCCUCACAGUAACUCUUGCCCUGCAGGACUGGUUCUUCUGGAUGCCAUAUUGCAGCCUCUGUCUUAUUUUGUUGUAUGUGAUCUUCUUUGGAAUUGGGCCAGCUGGAGCCACAAUAUCCAUUAGGGUUGAAAUCUUUGACCAAUCAUCCAGACCAUCUGCCUUUGUGAUUGGUGCGGCCCUCAACUGGGUUGGAAUCUUUGUCAUUUGGAUGAUUUUCCCAUUCAUUGUGGAGAGUCUUGGUCAGUUCUUCUUCCUCAUCUUUAUGGGGGUUCUUGUCACUUCCGGGAUCUUUAUCUACCUGUUGCUUCCAGAAACAAAAGGAAAGUCUAUCACUGAAAUCCAAGACGAAUUCAAUAAGUUAAAUUUUAGGAAGAAAUAUGUCCCAGCCAUGGAGAAGAACAUCAGUGAAGAUUAUACUUUCUGCACUCCGCUCUGAUUGGCCAUCAAAGGGAGUCAGCAAAAGGAAGAAAGAAGAGACAUUAGUGACUUUCAGACUGGAAAGUAAAGCCACCCAGGACAGUCAGCUUUAAUAUCUUUAAUUGGACCAACUUCUGUUGGUGAAAGGGAUAAGCUUUCAAGCCACACAGAACCUGAGGAAGAGUCUCUCUCACCAACAGAAGUUGGUCCAGUAAAAGAUAUUAUCUCAACCCACCUUCUCUCUCUAAUGUCCUGGGACCAAGUGCUGCUCUCCAGUCAACUCAGAAACAGGAUGAUGUCUGUUAGUAACAGAUCCAGCGCUCAAGACUGGAAUGACUGAGAACUCUGGCUUAACUUGGUGAACAGUAAAUCUUCUUUUAUACCAUCUA